AUGAAAAAAACAAAUUUGAAGAUAAAUGCCACUACUUCAAUUUAAAAAAGACAAAAUAAAGAAAACACUAUAAAAUCUCCUCGGAAAGCUAUUUCCCCUAAAAACUUUAGAUAAAAAUUAACUUGUCCAGAUUUGUGGGAUAACAUUGAAAAAUAAUAAAUUACUUCUGAAACAUUAUUUUAACAAAUAUUUCCUAAUCCUAAUAGGAAGAGGUUAACUUACUUUUAGUUUGAUUAAAUCUAAUUUUUGAGUGCAGAAAAAAAAGAAAUCUUUGAAUUAUUGUAAUAGGAUGACUGGAUUGAAUAUAAUAGAGCUGGUAAAAUUCUGGGAGAAAAAUAUGGAUUCGAGUAAAGUCAAUUAAAGCAAUGGUUCGAUGAAUAUUAAGUGAAUUAAACUAUUAGGAAAGAAGACUUACUGAAAAAAUACAAGGAAAAGAGUAAUUUAAUAAACAAGUAUAUUGUUAUUUUAAUUAUAAGAUUAUUUGAAGAAGUUGAUUUUAAUAAUAAGUAAGAAUUAUCCUAUUGGGAUAUAUAUAUCCAUAAAGAUAUUUAUGUGCUCAAAUAAAUUAUUCCGCUAUGA
Paramecium octaurelia is the source of this 579-nucleotide messenger RNA. Lineage: Eukaryota; Ciliophora; Oligohymenophorea; Peniculida; Parameciidae. The record is from the annotation of a GenBank genome assembly.